Closterium sp. NIES-65 is the source of this 900-nucleotide messenger RNA. Lineage: Eukaryota; Viridiplantae; Streptophyta; Zygnematophyceae; Desmidiales; Closteriaceae. The record is from the annotation of a GenBank genome assembly.
AUGUGCUGGCAGGUGCGGGCGAUGGGGUCACUGCGCCAUGAGCACGUGGUGUGCCUGCUGGGCUUCUGCCUGCACCACAGUGUGGAGAGCGGCCACCAGGAGCAGAUCCUCGUGUAUGAGUUUGUGCCCCACGGGGACCUCAAGUACCACAUCCACCACUCCAAGACGCUGCUGUCCCUGCAGCAGCGGCUGCAGCUGGUGGUGGGGGCAGCGGAGGGAGUGGCGUAUCUGCACAGCUUUGAGACGCCCAUCGUGCACCGCAACCUCAAGCCCAGCAGCAUCCUCGUGGGGGAGCACAACCACGCCAAGAUUGCCGACUUUGGGCUGCUCAAGCUGCUCAGCCAUGCCGACGGCGCCGACGACCACACGCGAGUGGCGCGAACUCCGGGCUACUUGGACCCCGAUUACAAUCGCACCCAAAUCGUCUAUGAGAAGAGUGACGUCUACAGCUUUGGCGUCGUGCUGCUGGAAUUGUUGACCAGGCAGAGGGCAGCCGUGGAGGGCACAAACAUUCAUAUCAGUGACUGGGUGGGUGCGGCGCAGAAGCUUCGGGCAUACGAGGUGGGGGAGCUGAAGGAUGCGAGUCUGGAUGCACCGGACGAGGCGGUGGUGGCGCUGGCAGACAUCACCCUCGACUGCCUCAGGAUGCCCGCCUCUCGCCGCCCACCCAUGAAGGACGUCGCCAGCCGCCUGCAACACCUCCUCUCCUUCUACUGCAGUGACAACGACCACUCCUCCCUUGCUGUACCCAGCCUGCGCAUGGAGGGAAUGCCCUCGCAUGGCAGGAACAUCCGUUCGGACACAUUUGGAACAAGCGAGCGACCAGAGGCAGCAAGUGGAACGUGUGCUUCUAGGAGCCCCACUCAUUCGUUGUCGGAGACGUGGAGGAUGAUUGAGUAG